CAAAGGGAGUCGAGAGAGAGGCUGGAAAAGAGAAGGCGCUCAUUCACAAUUAAUAGUAAAGAGGUGGGAGCAUUUCGAGGCAGCAAAAAAUCUUUAUGGGGGUAACUUUAUAAUAAAAAAGUUCUGAGUGGGGUAGCUAGCCCCACUAGGCCCACUUUCCAUCCAUCCUUGUUAUGCAUUAUUCUUCUUCAUUUUCCUUCCCUUUCCUUCCUUGUUUCUUUACCGCACAUGAGAUAAUCUUCCCUCCUUUUCCUUUCCUUUCCUCCCAAAUUCCUAAAUCCAAACGCUCCCUUGGUAAUUCGGAGGGGUAUUAAAUUCAUAGUUAUCUUUAUAUUUGAAUAUAUUUGGUAAUUGCUAAGGAUGCAAAAAUGAGAAAAUAGGUAUGCAUGCAUUAAUUGUCAUUAAUGCUAGCCAUGCUAAGUUGUAAACAUGAAAAACAACAUAAUUUCCUUUCCUGCUGCAACAUUACUGCUAUAAUUACUUUAUCCUCCUUUUUGUGCAUUUUAAAAAUUAAAGAAUACUUUUUUUAGAGUUAAGCUCUAACAACUUUGAGAGAAGUCAUUAUUUCAAUUCAUCGGGAAUAAAAAGUCAUGCUCUCUCUUUCUUUAGAUGUCAAACUUAAUCUAGUACCUUCUUCUAGAGAGUUAAGACUCUAUUCAAUCGCAGAAUUUGUUCCCAUAUUUCCCUGAAUCUGUUCUCUUUUCCUUUUUGUUGCACUUCCUUUCUCUCUUGUCAUCCCUGAAAUUCUUUAUUAGAUUUAUUUUUGAAUUUUCUUAAGGAGAGACCGAACUUUUUCCUUUUUCUUCAUUAUUUCACCACUGUAAUUUUCCUUUUUCUUAAGGCUUGUCUCCGAUUUUAACUUUAAGCAGGAGACACUAGUUUCUUUUGUCUUCAAUCGGGCAUCUUCUUAAGCCUCUUGUCUUAUUUGUCACCUUAUAAAAAACUCCCAAAGUUUCAAUAAUAAUUGCUUUUAUACCCCUGGUUUCUACCCAUAAAACACUUGUAGUUUAACGAAGACAAAUAAUGCUCAAAGCUUUAAAAGAUGGAAGUAUCUUGGACCUCUUUUCCAAGCGACUGGAUUUUUCUCAACUUGUCACCAACUUUAGAUUUUUAGAUUUUCUAUCCCUAAUCACCUAUCCAAGAUUUUCUUGCAUUGCAAUGUGCUCAUAAUCUUGCCCUUCAGAUUUUUGUUGGGCUAUUUCUAGCUCAAGAUCUACCAAUUUGUUUCAGUUUCUCGCUGAAAUCAUCAAAUACACUGGACUGUGAAUUUUUGAGGUUUUCUGAUGCUGUCUUGCACAUCAUUGGUCAUUGAUUUCCUUUCUGAGCAUUAAGCUUGUGAGGUUUCCUUGGUUUCUUCUUGGGCACUGAGACUUUCAUUCUUUUCUGUUAUGGAAAAUUUUCAACACCGCUUGUCAUCCUCCUCUACAUCCUCUUUGUCUAAUCCACACCCAUUGUCAAUUGGUGCUGAACGCUGGCUGAUAGCCGAGCAAAGUACUCAAGAGAUAUCAUCUACUGUUCAACCAACGGUAUUUUCUGAGCAAAGAAGGAAGGAGAUUAUUGAUUAUGUUCAGGGGCUACUUCGAGGUUAUUAUGGAAUUGAGGCCAUUCCAUUUGGAUCAGUGCCACUGAAAACCUAUAUUCCUGAUGGAGAUAUCGAUCUGACUGUUGUCAGCAAUCAAAAUUAUGAGGAGGAUUUGGCCAGAGAUAUCUGCAGUAUGCUUAAAGCUGAAGAGCAUGAGCAUAAGAAUUCCAAGUUUCUUGUAAAUGAAGUCCACUAUAUUCCUGCACAGGUUAAGGUCGUGAAAUGCAUGGUGCAGAAUGUAGCAGUAGACAUCUCUUUCAAUCAAAUGGAAGGGCUAUGUACUCUAUGCUUUAUUGAGCAGGUUGACCGACUUAUUGGGAAAGAUCAUCUUUUCAAACGCAGUAUUAUCUUGAUUAAAGCUUGGUGCUACUACGAGAGCCGAAUUCUUGGUGCACAACAUGGCUUGAUCUCAACAUAUGCAUUGGAAAUAUUGGUCUUAUAUAUAAUUAAUCACUUUCAUUCUUCAUUACAUGGCCCUUUAACUGUCUUGUAUAGAUUUUUGAACUAUUAUAGCACAUUUGACUGGGACAAAUACUGCAUUAGUUUUACUGGCGCAGUCGUCAUAUCAUCUCUUCCAGAAAUAGUGGUAAAGACACCAGAAAAUGGUGGGAGUGACUUAUUGCUCGCUGAGAAGUUUUGGAUGAACAGCGGAGAAGUUUUAUUGGUUCCAACGAGGACACCUGAGACUAGAUUACAAGCAUUUCCUGUGAAGCAUCUUAAUAUCAUGGAUCCUCUGAAAGACGACAAUAACCUGGGGCGUAGCGUCAACAAAGGCAAUUUUCAUCGUAUACGGAAUGCUUUCUGCCUUGGAGCUCGGAAGCUUGGAGAGACCCUUAUGCUGCCAGAAGAACACUUGAGUAAAGGUAUAAAGAAGUUCUUCAGCUGCACUUUGGAUAUGAUUAGGAGCGGACAAAGGUCAGAUGUACAAUUUCCUGUCCCGGUGUUUGGUGUUGGAAGUUCUGAGAUCUUUGACCUUAGAGGGGACUAUGACAAUUUCUUUGGUUGUGUGCAAUAUAUCCAACAGUUUCACAGCUAUACAUUACCCAUUCCUGUCCAGCUCAUUCCUCCUGCAUCUCUUUCUCAAGUCCAGAACAACAGUGUGCAGACGCAGUUAGAAAGGAAUUUCUUUCCUACAAGAAUCACAAAUGAUUCUGUCCCAAGUUCAUCCUUCCAUCCAAAUACUCCCCCAAAAUCAAUUGUCUCUUUGAGCAGUGAAAAAAUGGUGAAGUUUCGAGGAACAGGCGCACACAUUUCUGCAGUGAAAUUUGAAGAGAAGCUGGAAUCACGAGAAACAGACACAUACAUUCAUGAAAUGGGUGUUGAAGAGAAGUUGAAGGUGCGAGGAAUGGGCAAAUUCAUCCCUGGUAUGGGUGUUGAAGAAAAGGUGAUGCUGCAACGAACAGGCACAUACUUCUCUGAUACAGGUGAUGAAGUGAAGUUGAAGUCACGAGGAACAGGCACAUUCAUACCUGUUGUGGGUGUUGAUGAGAAGUCAAAGUCACAAGGAACUUUUGCAUACAUCCAGGAUACAGGUGCAGAAGAGAACUUAAAGAUAAACACAUACCAUCCUGGUAUGGGUGUUGAAGAAAAGGCAAAGUCACGAGGAACAGGCACAUACUCACCUGACUCGAAAAGGAAUUCCUACAGGCAGAAUAUCUGGGGAAGGGGAAGAAAUGUUGAACCUACAACUCAAGGUUUGUUGCCGAAACCUAUGAACACUGAGCAGAUUGAGGUUUCCUCGGAGACAGACAAGGAUGGAAGCAGCAGAUGCUUUGAUCUAUCACUAGAAGAAUUCCCACUUCUUCCAGUUAUUAAGAAGGCCAUCCCAUCAGCAAACUCCAAGUUUGGUCAGCCCACUAAGUCCCCCCAGGCCAAAGAAUCUUUACCCCAGCUGGGGAGCAUUGAGUUUGGCAAAUUGGGGCUUUUUUCAACUGUGGACACUACUCCAUGUGCCCUGACAAUUACAACUCAGGGGCCACCAGAAUCCUCAGAGAGCAAUGAAGAAAUGGUUGUGAUGCAACGAUACAAACUAGAAGAUGAUGAGGACUUCCCCCCCUUAUCCGCAGGACUGCACUAGAAUGAGCUAUUGGUAGGACAUAAAUUAGUGUCAGAAAACAAAAUAUAAACUGACUUAUUUGUUGUAAUUUCUGCUUGCAUGGUGACACCCAAACUUCCCAGAAUAUAAUCUGUACUUUUAUUUUUAUUUUUUUAUUAACCUUAAAAUUCUGAACCUGUUUUCCCUUUCACCUUUUCUUGGGUGAUAAUAAAGGGUAAAGAUACUCUAUAUGCAUGAACUUAUGCUGAUAGAACAUGAUAAAUAUUUAGCUAUAUAUAUAUUUAAUGAGA
Molecule: messenger RNA, 3928 nt
Organism: Cornus florida
Lineage: Eukaryota; Viridiplantae; Streptophyta; Magnoliopsida; Cornales; Cornaceae
Exons: 9
Coding region: 1389-3659 (756 amino acids)
Molecular function (GO): nucleotidyltransferase activity
Source: RefSeq, a predicted model, not a curated record